UCACUUUGACCUUCUCAGGUGAACAUGAUCGUCCUCUCCAGGGACCUGGGCAUCCCCAAACCGUUUGGGCCCAUCAUCGAAGGCGAGUGUUGCUUGGAGCAGUACGUCUCCUCCUUGCUGGAGCUCCUGGGGCUGACCUGCACCUUCAUCGAUGACAUCUCCUCGUACCACAAGCUCCUGGGAGAAGUCCACUGCGGCACCAACGUCCAGCGGAAGCCGUUCGCCUUCAAGUGGUGGAACGUGGUCCCGUGAAACGGGGCGCUGCCGCUCCCCGGGAAGUCAAGAGGGGUUUCAGACACACACUUUGACCCUCUGGCCGUCUGGCUUGACCCGCGAGAGGGAGGAAUC
Notechis scutatus (mainland tiger snake) is the source of this 348-nucleotide messenger RNA. Lineage: Eukaryota; Metazoa; Chordata; Lepidosauria; Squamata; Elapidae. The record is from RefSeq and is a predicted model, not a curated record.